Messenger RNA from Cornus florida, 2909 nucleotides. RefSeq lists its product as uncharacterized. The record is from RefSeq and is a predicted model, not a curated record. Lineage: Eukaryota; Viridiplantae; Streptophyta; Magnoliopsida; Cornales; Cornaceae. The transcript has 3 exons. Bases 623 to 2071 code for a protein of 482 amino acids.
AUUCAGACAAUAAAAAUACCGAAGCCCCGUCUAUUCCCUACGUCGUCACUUCCCCCAAUUUGAUUCCUAUCUCUUAUCGAUCCAGAUUCUUUCAAAUAUCUUAUUUUGAUCUUCAAAUCAACUAAUUUUUAUUUCAAUUCGCUCUUUUCCCUAUCGAUCGAUCCUAAAUUCCACCUUAUCUGUGUCCUAUAUUCGAAUCUAGGGUUAGGGUUUCGAAGCGAUUCGGAGAAUUUUCACAGCCAUCGUUAAAUCAGUCAUUUUUGUUGUUGUUAAUACACUUUAUUUCAUUUCUAAUUUCCAAAAUUUUCGGUUGAUCUGUAAAUUUGAAGUUGGUGGUAUAUUAUAGAUGAUAAUACGAUAUUUUUGGGUCAAUUGAAAAUUUUAUAUAUCGAUUAUUCUUUGAAGAUUUCAGUUGUGUUUCGAAAAAAAUUAUUUUCCCUUUCUUUAUUUUAUCUGUUCCUUUGAUUUAUAUUUUUGAAUUUUGUGUUCAUCAGAAUUAGGGAUCUGAAAUUUCCGUUUUGCUAAAACCGGUAACCCUUAAAUUUUAAAUUUUUGAUCAUUUCGUACUCUUUUUGAAAUUCAUCGGUGGACGUGAUUUCUCGAAGCAAAUUUGAGGGAUAAAAUGGUUUAUAAACGAUCUUUUCAUGAUGAGGAAUCUUUCAAUGUUGCUAGUAAGCACCCAAGACAACAAGAAUGUACAACUCAACAACCUGCAGUCCUUGAAAUUUCUCCUUGGAAAAACACACUGCAGAAACCUCAUGCAGAUGGUGAAGGUGAGAACAACUUCGGUAAAUCUGAAAAUGAAGGAAGGAUUACAAGUGUCUCGGUUUCUGAAGAUCUGAAUGGGGCAGAUAGGGAUUCUGGACUCAGUGCUUCUGGAAGCAUUUCUAGUUAUUUGUGUGCCAACAGCAAAGCUAUUGAUGAAUAUUCUGAGUCACAUUCACCAAUCUAUUUAUCAUUUUUCCCAAAUUAUUUUGAUCUUGACCAUCGAGUAACGGCUUUAGUUCAGCCUGAUGACAUCUAUUCAACUCUACUGGAUCAGCCUCCCAGAAAGCUAGUUUCUGUUGGACCAGAUCAUCAAGCAGAUAUUCCAGAAUGGGUUCCACAGGGUUUCAAGAACAAUUUUGACUGUUUAAAUAAGUCAGAUGCACAUGUGUACGCGCAUUCUUCAUAUUCAUGUCUUGUGGACGACGACGACGACUAUCGGAAGAAGCUGAUGGGUACUUGUGUCAUACCCAUGCCUGAUUUGGAAUCACCUGCAUACAAUAGUUGUGUAGGCGAGGGAGGCAGAAGCGACUGUACCUGUUUUGACAGGGGUUCUGUUAGUUGCGUGAGGCAGCAUAUCAUGGAAGCCAGAGCUAAACAAAAGGAAAACCUUGGGGAGAAGAUAUACGAGGAGUUGGGAUUCUCCAACAUGGGAGAGGAGGUUGCAAGGAAAUGGAGUGGAGAAGAGGAGCUAGCCUUUCAUGAGGUUGUCCAAUCGAAUCCAGCAUCACUGGGUAGGAACUUUUGGGACCAUCUCCCAGCCGUAUUCUCAUCCCGAGAAAGGAAGGAUCUUGUCAGUUAUUAUUUCAAUGUUUUUAUGCUUCGGAAACGGGCUGAGCAGAACAGAUUUGACCCACUAAACAUCGACAGUGACAAUGAUGAGGUUCAAAGAAGUGAGCUUGGAAUGACAGAGGAGGACGACGACUCCGCAGUUGAAUCUCUGGCUGAUCAAGAUGCUUUUGUUUAUGAUCAGGAGAAUCAUGAAGAGUUUUGUGUUGAAGGCGUUGAGAACGAGGAUGAAGCAGAUACUUAUAAAAUCGGUUCUGAUUUUGUAACUCACAGAGUUGUAACAGGUGAAGAGGACGAGGGAGCUAUAGAUGAUGUUUUUGAAGCAUUUACAGGUAAUUUUGUUGAUGAUUGUGGCACUGGUCCUGUCUUUCAGAAUUCCAGUAAGAUUUUUAGCAAUGACGGGGCUGAUCACGAUAUUCAAGAUGACUCGUGCACAUCGUUUGAGUAUCAGAGUGACAGGGUUGAUUCCUGUGGUCCAGUUGAUUUGGGGACCGAUGCUAGAGAGUCUACUCAAUAGUGACCGCGAAGACAAACAGUAUCAUGCAAGUUAAAUGAUAGGAGCCUUGCAUUUGAAGUUUGGAUGUCGGUUUUGUGAAUGGUUGGAGAAACUGAUCUUUCCCAUCCAAAGUAUUCAUUGAAUAGGGUUUUAGAGACAAAUUUUGUGAGGACACAGUGAACUUUGGUUGGUGAAUGUUACCCUACCACCCAAAACACUUAUGUCCUGCAAAUCCUCUUUGUUAGGUGUCAACUGUCUGAAGCUUGCAAGCCCAAGUGAGAGGAUAUUAAAGGUGACUGAUCUCUCUUUUUAUCGCAGAGAAUCCAGGACCCCCUUGUUGACUUUGAUACGCAGGAGAAGCUUGUAAUAAUGGUUCUGAUAUGUAUAAGUAGUGCUUCAAAGGAGCUGUCGCAGAAGAACCGAUGAUUUGACCCUUCGCGAAAUCUAGCUCUGUUAAUCUUGAACGAGGGAUGGAGUUUUACAUCUCAUUUGCUGCUGCAGAGAUUGCAUGGAUUCAAAGAAACUGCAACUCAGUCGGAAUUUUUUUGACGAGAGAGGUUGUGCGUCGUUCUCUUUGUGCUGUUAUUUUAUUUAAUAACCUUCUUCCCCAGUUAGAAUGUGUUAGCUUCUUAAUUUUUGUUUAUUGAUUUUUGUGUUACUAGUGUAUUUAUAUAGUUGGGGGAUAACAAUCCAUUUUUGAGAAGUCGCGAGUAUGAAAUUCUCUCCUGUCUGUGUGUUAGUGUGUGUGAGUUGGUGGGGAGUGUGUGUGGUUAAGAUAUUGUUAACUUGAAGCUAUGAUUGAUUUUCUGUUCAUUUAGAAAUUCAGAUGAUGUUGAGAUAUGCAAAUGUUUCCACACUA